AUGUACAGUACAGGAAUCUCUGUUUCUCUUCAGAUCACCUUCUUCGAGGAGAGAAACUUCCAAGGCAGCUCGUAUGAGUGCAUCAGUGACUGCUCAGAGAUUGCCUCUCACCUGAGCCGAUGCAGCUCCUGCAGGGUGGAAAGUGGAUCCUUCAUGGUCUACGACCAGCCAAACUUCAUGGGCCAGCAGUACCUCCUGACCCGGGGAGAUUACCCCGAGUAUCAGCAAGCCAUCGGCUUCAGUGCCUGCAUUCAGUCCUGCCGUCUUGUCCCUGCGCACCAGGGACCCUUCAAGAUGAGGAUCUAUGAGAAAGCGAACUUUGAAGGUCAGAUGCACGAACUGACCAAUGACUGCACCUCCAUCCAGGACAGCUAUCACAUGUCGGACAUGCAGUCCUGUAAUGUGAUGGAUGGAUACUGGUUGAUGUUUGAGCAUGGAAACUUCGAAGGCAGGAUGUUUUAUCUCCGGCCUGGAGAGUACAGAAACCUCAGAGAAGUCUGCAGAGAUAACGGGAAAGUUAACUCGAUCAGGCGCAUCACAGAGUCUUAA
This is a messenger RNA of Melanotaenia boesemani (Boeseman's rainbowfish), 549 nucleotides long. Its product is annotated as gamma-crystallin M3-like. The record is from RefSeq and is a predicted model, not a curated record. Lineage: Eukaryota; Metazoa; Chordata; Actinopteri; Atheriniformes; Melanotaeniidae. The transcript is spliced from 3 exons. Gene Ontology annotation, molecular function: structural constituent of eye lens. Bases 1 to 549 code for a protein of 182 amino acids. Gene Ontology annotation, biological process: visual perception; lens development in camera-type eye.